Aspergillus candidus is the source of this 2453-nucleotide messenger RNA. Its product is annotated as endopolyphosphatase. NCBI's taxonomy places the organism in Eukaryota, Fungi, Ascomycota, Eurotiomycetes, Eurotiales, Aspergillaceae. Gene Ontology annotation, biological process: polyphosphate catabolic process. The transcript is spliced from 3 exons. The record is from RefSeq and is a predicted model, not a curated record. Gene Ontology annotation, cellular component: fungal-type vacuole; membrane. Gene Ontology annotation, molecular function: exopolyphosphatase activity; endopolyphosphatase activity. The coding region runs from base 340 to 2286 and encodes 648 amino acids.
GCAGUCGCAAUAAAUACAUUGCCUUUGACCGUGAAGAGAAAGACAUUAUUAUUUCACAGUACCAUGGUGUGGAGUCAUCUGCCAUCAACCGUCGGGAGGCCUUAACCUGAUUGGAGAAUUGUCAGCGCGUUCCACACGGUUGGGAGGUCACUACUACUGGUGGUGACGUUGUUGUCUUGUGCUCUUGGCCGAAGCUACUGCUCCAUUUUUAAAACUGACGCGGUCGCUUCUUCUUCCACUCUAAAUCGCAUGUACCGAUGUCUGCUUUAUGAUUGAAAUUAUCGAUCAAGGAUAAUUGCUCGUUCCCCGCUGUCGAGCUCUCCUUGACAAGAAACCCCAAUGAUUCCGAAUCCGUUGCUCGCGGGCAUCCUGUUCCUUGGCGGUGUAUUUGCCAGUCCUCUGUCAGACCAACGCCCCUUGGGACAUGAGGCUUUAUCCUCGAGCGCAGGUGCAGAUACCGCAAACUCUGCAGGGUCCCAGCGCGGACUGUCGGGACGUUUUCUGCACAUAACAGAUCUCCAUCCGGAUAGACUAUACAAAGAUGGAGCAUCCACCUCGGAGCAAGUUUCCUGCCACCGAGGCGAAGGGCGCGCGGGGUAUUUCGGCGCAGAAGGCACGGAAUGCGACGCGCCCUUGGCCCUCAUCAACGAAACGUUUCGCUGGAUAGAAAACAACCUGAAGGGCAAGAUCGACUUCGUGAUAUGGACGGGUGAUUCAGCUCGCCACGACAACGAUUUAAAAAACCCUCGAACACCGGACGAAGUGAUCUCCCUAAACAAAUUCGUCGCAGACAAGUUUGUCGACACUUUCAAACACCCCGAUGCUCCGCACACGCUUUCGAUCCCCGUCAUCCCCACGCUCGGAAACAACGACAUCAUGCCACACAACAUUCUUGCGGACGGGCCCAAUAAAUGGACAAAGCAUUAUCUGGACGUCUGGACCAGAUUUAUUCCCGAACACCAGCGCCAUAGCUUCGUGGAGGGUGGCUGGUUCACCUCGGAGGUCAUCCCCAAUCAAUUGGCGGUCAUCAGCCUGAACACGAUGUACUUCUUCGACUCCAACUCUGCGGUCGACGGGUGCGACGACAAGUCGGAACCAGGCUACGAACACAUGGAGUGGCUGCGGGUGCAACUCAAGAUACUUCGCUCCCGGGGCAUGAAAGCGAUCCUCAUCGGGCAUGUGCCCCCCGCGAGGACAAGUUCCAAACAGAAUUGGGACGAGACUUGCUGGCAGAAGUACACCCUGUGGGUCCAUCAGUAUCGUGAUGUGAUCGUUGGCAGCGCAUACGGCCACAUGAAUAUCGACCACUUCAUGCUCCAAGACAGUCGCAAGAUUGACAUCGUUGAUGAUUUCGGGGCUUCCGCGUCCGACGUCCCUUCAGAGGGGCUUUCAGAUAGGAUCGAUGUUCAGUCCCGUUCGGACUAUCUUUCUAGUCUCCGAAAGGACUGGUCCGACAUGCCUUCACCGCCGGACGAUUCAUCGAUCAUGGAAGAACGGAUGGGCGAAUCGCCUCCUGGGAGGGAGGUUCUAUCGCAGGUAUCCAAGAAAAAGAAGAAGAGGAAGAAGUUUUUCAAGAAAAUUGGAGGCCCCUGGGCCGAAAGAUAUAGCGUGUCAUUGGUGUCUCCCAGUCUGGUACCGAACUAUUUUCCGACGUUGAGAGUUGUCGAAUAUAACACCACCGGACUGGAAGGGGUGGCCACAUGGGCCGAAAAUUCCAGCGAUUUGUCUCAUGAAUUACGCUCUCAUGAGACCGGUGGCUCUUUCGAUGAUGGUUAUACCGACGAUGACUCUGCCGACGAAGAGACACCGGAGAAGAAUGGAAAGAAAAAGAAGGAGCCAAAUUUCAAAGUCCCUGAACCCCCAUCGCCAUCUGCACCCCCAGGGCCAGCCUACUCCAAUCAGCCAUUAACAUGGCUAAGCUAUACUCAAUACUUCGCGAACCUGACUCGAAUCUACGAUGAAAUGGCCGAACUCGAAAGCUCAGCCAACACCACCAAUCAGGUCUUGGAAGAAUUCGACGAGGAAAUCCGCAAGAACCUCUUCUCCUUCGAAGCCGAAUAUGACACAAAAGACCGUAUUUAUAAGAUGGACGAUCUCACAGUGCGCAGCUUCUUCAAGCUGGCUACCCGGGCUGCGGACAAUUUCGCAGCCGGUAGCGAGGGGUCUGAUGACGAUGAUGAUGACGAUUCCCCCGCAAUGAAGAAGAAGAAUCGAGUGUGGAGGGCCUUUUUGAAACGCGCGUUUGUGAAAUAUAUGUCCUAUGACGAACUUGAUGAUAUCGAAUGAUUUAUGAGGGUGUAUUAGGGGGUUCUCAGCAGGCAGGUCGUUAUCUGUCUGAAGUCUGUGAGGAGUGAUCAUAUACGCAGCUCCACUCGGUGGAAUUGAGACUUUCGAGAGGAACCUGAUAGUCUUAUAUGUAUUUUUGAUUUUAUCCAGAUUCCAAAUGGUUAGAA